AUGGAUCCCCCAACGGCUCAGGAUAUUUUCGACCAAUUUGACUUGGUACAGUCCGUUGUUACCAAGUAUGGAAUUGACCUGAGAGACAUUAAACCCCCUAGCGUCGAAUACGAGGAGGAACGGAUUAGCUUGCGGAUGAAAUUCGCCAACGCAGCCGCUCUUUUCAAGGAUGCAAAAACCGAGCUCCAAGAGUUGUCCCAUCAGGAGACUAUGCUUGAGCUAGGUGGAAAGAUCACAGAUUUGGAUAGAGAAUUUAAGGAAAAUUGCGUCACGCGGAACAAAAACUGGGAGGCGCAACUCAGGGUGACCAUGGAUGAGUUUCGUCAUCAGCUUGCGUUGGUCCUAUCCCUACCAACCCCAUCCACUGGCAUAGAAGCUGGGACCCAGACAGAGGAACGGGAGCAUGAUAGCCACACUGGAAUUCAAAGAGAGCAGAGCGAGAACGACAUCGAAAUAGUUCAGGUGACAUCGACUGACACCCAGCCCAAUGUGAUUCAAACAGAGCACAGGGAACACGACAGGGACACAAUCAGGGAGACACCCGCUGGAAAUGAGUCAGAUGACCCACACCCUGGUCAGCACGAAACUACCAUGGGCGAAUCUGUUGAAGGGAAUCCUCUUGACAACCUAGUACCCGAGCCCUCGCCUCUGGCAGAGAUCGAACUGGAACAAGGUCCGACUUUCGAUGAUAAAGAGGAUGACACGGAAGGAAACGGCGCGGAUCAUGAUACAAACCACACUGCGGAAGAUGUCACAGUCAAUCACGGAGACACCACAAACCCCGAGGCGAAUCUUGAGGAGACGAUGAACGAUGCGCCGGCGGAGAAUGACGACGAGGCCAGUUCUUCUGGCAUCUCUUCUGACAGUGACGACGAGCCUAUAGUACCAACGAGCAUACGUCGAGUAUCAAGCCGUAUCGCCGGCAAUAGUGCUGAGGUGCUUGAGACUCCUGUUCGCCAAACUCGCUCAUCUAUGGCCCGCAUAUCGAGUUCACGAGCAACUAGUUCAUCAAAACAGAAAGAGCCCCUGAGAAACAAACGGAGGGCUUCGAAUGCAUCUCCGCCUCCCACGAGGAGCAAACGGCUGAGAGGCGGGGCUGAAAUCGCAAAACAAACAAAUGAAAGUCCUCGACAAGCACAACCUGCUCCGAGACAGCCGAGCAAACGUACGAAAACGCCUGCAGGAGGACCACCCAGCAACACGACAACGGAGCUUCCACAAAAAGGAGGAAACAAGUCUGCAGACCCUUCGACGAGGGUGUCGCGACGGCGCAGCCAGAGACAUGCCGUGCAAUCAGGAGAGGACGGGGAAUUUCAAGGCGUCCUAGAACCAGUUCCUGGAAAGGUUUAUGCAACCUACUGGGAGGGCACCAAGUCUUUCCUCGCCGUUGUCGUGCUCCCCAUGGGCGAUUUCUCCAGCGUGGGUUUUGAAGGGUCCAUCGACUCGUGUGAUUUGCCAAAAAACCCCUGUUGGACCAAGAAUCGAAAAAAGGAAUACACAUGGGCGAAAGGAUACAGAAAUGGCGAGGCACUGGAGAAGGAGCGUAUGUUCCCUGUGCUGUACUUUGACGGGGGUUACUUUCCCAGCAAGAGUGCGAUCAUGUGGUGUGCAGGGAGAGACUUGCUCCGCCAGUACCUUCAAUCGAGGGGCCUCACAGAGGAUACGCAAGAUUCAGAGGCAGGACGAGCCAGAACUAAAUCAGCGGCGCGUGAAGGUCCAGAGACCGAAGCAGCCGGAACAGAGUCAGUGGCACAUGAAGAGCCAGAGGCAGAACGCGCCGGAUCUGAAUCAGUGGGAGGUGAAAUUCAAGUGGCUGGUUCUGAUGACGACUUUGCUGGAUCCAGCGACACCGAUAGUGACUCCGAAGACCUUGACGCUACUGUUGAUGCGGAGGAAGAGGAAGAUCUUGACAUGGCCGAUGUACUAACAGAAGAGCCGUCGAACACGAGACGACGGAGUCAACAGAACAGGCCGGAUCAAAGGGAAGAAGACAGACCAGCAGAUGAAUCCCCAGAGCCUGAAAGACCUUCAGAACCAGCAGCCAUACCAGCAACAGCCUCUCCCUUUGAUGAACCGCUUACUGAGGCAUCUGCCUUGGAUGAGCCCCUCGUCGACAAGCAAGUGAAUUUUGAUCUCAUCAACGAACACGUCCGGGAUACACCUCGUAAAGAGCAGAGAGAGACGAGACCCUCAAACAAGGAAGAAAAUGUCGUCGUGAUACUCUCCGACUCAGAGGGUGAGAACGAUACACCAGCUACAAAGACAGAAGACCAUAGCACCGCUCCGAGACCCCUUUCGCACAUAUUUCCCUUCGAGACACUAGACCGUGCCUCAUAUCCUCCUAUAGGGACCUUUCGUCAUGCUUCGACGGCCGCGUCGCAAGAGAAAUCGGCGUCUCCUUCACAAGCUCAGCAAGAGCCAUCACAAGGGCGACCGCAGCGGACGCGUUCAUCAGUUCAUCAGCUACUGAACGACCCUUCACCAUCACAUCAUGGGCGAUCCGAAUCGGUGUCUUCUGCACAAGCUCAACAACAAUUAUCAAUUUGCCAACCAGAUCCACCCGCGAGAGCAGAACCCUCACGGCGAGACACUUCUCGUUUCCGAAUUCAUGAUAUCCUUUCACCAGAACCGUCUUCCGAACCUAGCGGUAGUGCACAACCCGCCCAGCGCGAGAGAUCACCAUCUACGCUUCAGGAGACGGCUGUUCAAGCUGUUAACGCGAUGUUCCCUGGGUCUGGGACGCGACAAAAAAAGGCUUGCGAGAAAUGUAGUAAGCUGAAGCGUCGCUGCGAUCCGAGCCACUUGUCCGGACUCACUCAGACAGUAACGGCAGCUUCUCUAUCUCCUCGGCCAGUUGUGCACUCCAGGUCUAGCUCAGCUCAACACCAUCCAACACCGUCGGCCUCGCCUUCUGUAAACCUAACCGACGACCUCCACGCAUCGCAAUCGCCACUUUUUAAGUUCUUUGGGAAGCAGACGCUUCAAUGCGAACAAACCCCGCAAUCUACACAGAGCGAAACACAAGUGCCUUCGCCAAGUUUCCAUCUCCAAAGGCGAUCCGCUUCAGCUGCGAUUUCUCAACGUGGUUCAUCCAUAUCUCAGAAUGACCGAGGUCGCAGCGACGAGGAUUGGUCUAGACCUGACCGCCCCCCUGCAGAAACGUUCGACGAAUUCAUCUACGACGAAAGAGGCGACCUUCCACCCGACCAUUCCUGCUUCCACGUAGUAAACAUCCUCGAAAAACCUCGAUACUUUAGCCCAAUGUCCCGCUCGUCGAGAUGUCCUCCAGGUCUCACACGAUACCUUGCUGAGCUACUGCAGGCGGCGGGUGAUGCACUCAGGCCGGGUCUUGGAAUUGAGGAAAACUUUCAAUUAGUUGAUGACAAAGGGUACAGCGGAGGGUACUGGUGUCCUUUCUGCAAGGCCUGUAAUUGUCACCGCUUUGAUACUUAUAUGGAACGGGCGAAUUACGUGGCGCAUUUACUUACUCAUUGGCGGAAGGCUGGGGGGUCCUAG
Fusarium coffeatum is the source of this 3516-nucleotide messenger RNA. RefSeq lists its product as uncharacterized. Bases 1 to 3516 code for a protein of 1171 amino acids. The record is from RefSeq and is a predicted model, not a curated record. The transcript is spliced from 5 exons. NCBI's taxonomy places the organism in Eukaryota, Fungi, Ascomycota, Sordariomycetes, Hypocreales, Nectriaceae.